AUGAAUAGAUUCUAAAUAAUUAAAGUCAGCCUUUUAUUGAUAGAUUUUAUAAGAUAAACUAUUCAAUGUGAUUCCAAUACUUUGGAAGGUUGUUUGAUAAAUAAAAAUAUUGAGACAACUGAAAAAUCUCUAAAGGAUCUAACAGCAUAUGGAUAUGGUUUUUGGUUUUAAUAUAUUUCCACACAAUUAACUUUAUACGAAAGUUUAUUGACAUUUUCUUAAAUUGAGGGCCUAUUAUUAUUAAGAGAAGUUAAUCCUGAAAAUUAACAAUUCAAAACACUCUUUUAUUAAGAUUGGACUAAUAAAAAUGAAAAUUAAGAGAAAUAUUUAUAUUUAAAAUUUGAAUUGAAUAAUGAGAUGAUUUAAUAAGGAAAAUUCAUAUUUAAUUCAUUUACUUUUGAAGGUAGAUGGAUUUAUAUUUAUAUUUCUUAUCAAAUUCCUAAUGAAAAAUAAAUAAUAUUGUAUGACAAUUCAGAUAAUAGUUGUUAAAGAAUGCAUUUUUAAUAAGAAUACAAUUUAUAGUAGGAUUAAACAUUUAUAAUAUAAGGGGGAGAAUUAUAAAAAAUAAAUGAUAAUGAAAAAAAGGUAUAUGCCUAUUACCCUGGUAGAAUUUCAAGACUUUACUUUAAUAGUAAUUAGAAUGAAGUAAUAUUUUAAUCUGAUUCAUAAUUUGAAAAAUAUCUGAAUAUAUAAUUCAUACCAUAAGCAGUAUGUUAGACACACUCAUAUGAUUCAAAUUUAAUUGAAAACUAUAUAUACUAAUAUGGAUUAAUAUAAUUAGAAUCUUGGGUCAAAAUUGACUAUAAUUUAGUAUUAUUUGUAAUUAUAAUAGAAUAUUAAUUAUUCAGCAAGUGUUUUUGGAGUUGAAAUAUUUUUCAUGCCUUCUCUAAAUGGAUAUUAAAAAUUAGUUGAUUUAUAGUAUUGUCUUCUUUAGGCUUGGACAGCAGAUUUAGCAAAUGGUGUGUAUUUUUAGACCUAUAAUCAGGAUUCCCCUGAUUUUUAUCCAAAUUAUGAUCAAUUUUUCGAUAAAUAGGAUAUUGCUUUUCAUACUUUAGAGUAAGAUUUAAAAUAAUGGCAUUAUGUGUCUAUUCUUUAUGGAUUUGACAAAUAAUAAAUGGCAGUUUCAAAUUUAAGAAUGUGGUUUAUAGAUGGACAUAUUUAUGAUGUUUAAUAUCAUAAUAAGACUUAUCAUUUUGAAGGAAAUAAUAUAAAAAUGAGAAGUGGAUUACUUUUUAGUGCUGCAUCAGAUGGAAUGUUUAUAACAACAGAAAGUAGUAAAAUAACAAUUUGUAUACCAGAUUCCUAUGAUUUAAUAAAAAGUAAUCUUUUUUUUUGAAUAAAAGAGUGUCAUUAUAGUUGUUAAGAUUGCAAUGGACCUUUCCUUGAUUAAUGUAUAAUAUGUGAUACAAGUUCUAAUCGAUAUUUAGAAAAUGGUUAUUGCAAAUGUAGUUUAAGUUUUAUAGAGAAUAAUUAUGGGUAAUGCAUAUGUAAAAUUAAUUAUUAAUGAUUAGAACUUAUACAUUUUUAUCCAAACUCUGUUCAACAAUAUAAUUCAAAGAAUUAAACUCUAUCUUAAUUUGGAUUUUUUCCUAUCAAUAAUAUGGAUAAUGAAACUAUUUAUUUACGUUGUCCUUAAUUUAAUCAAAAUUAAUCUCAAAAAAUAAGCUGUAUAGAAUGUUUAAGUUAACCACAAUAAUUUGCUAAAGAAUUAAAAUGUAAAUCUGAUUACAUAUUUAAUGAAUAUAAUUAAUAUGAAUUGAUCUAAAGAAAUGAAAAUGAUAUUGAAUUAUACAUCAUAGAUGAAUAAACAUCCUCAAUUACAUUGUGUGUUGGAUGUAAAUAAAUUUGUAAUAGAGAUGUGAAUGAAAAUUGUUAUAUGCAUACUUUACUUCAAGUAGCUAUAACAUGUUAAUCAUAAUUUUUUUAUAAAGAAGGAGAAUGUUAAGCAUGUCAUCCAAAUUGUCAAACUUGUUCAGAUUUUGCAAUCUGUACAUCUUGUUUCAAUUUAAUGACUUUGAAUAUUAAAAAAAAUGAAUGUUUAAAAUGUCCUAAAGAAUGCACAGAGUGUGAAUAUUAAAUGGGAAUAAAAUGUAUAAAGUGCAUAGAAAAAUAUUCAUUAUUUUAAGAGAAAUGCUAUCCUUGUGGAAAUAACUGUUUAGAGUGUUAAUUUAUUUAAGAUUCAAGAGAUGGAUCUUAUUAUAAUAGAUGCAAAAUAUGUUUAGACAAUAAAAAGUAUUAUCUCUCAAUAAAUGCAAUUGAUUGUAUUGAAAAUUAAGAUACUUAAUGUAAAUUUGCAAUUUAAUUUCAUAAAUCUUGGUUAAUGAGAACAUCAGUUAAUACAAUGUUUUAUAUGUUUGAAAAAGGAGAUUUCAAUUCUAAUUAAAUUAUAAAUUAUUGUGCUUUGUGUGAUGAAGGUUAUGCUUCAUUAUUGACUGGAUAAUGUGUCAGAAUCGAUUCUUUACCUGUUGAUACAUUUUAUAAAUAAUAUUGCACUUAAAUGUAUUAAAUGGAAAAGUAUUAUGCAUUAGAAUUAAAUAUAUAAGAAUAUAUAUGUCUUGUAUAUACAUAAGAAAUUAGAUAGUUGUUUUCUGUCUCAAAUGGUUGUGACUUUAUACUGUAGAAUUGUGCUUAUUGUUUUAGUAAUACUUGUCUUCUUUGUUAUCCAGGCUAUUAUACUCAAUUGGUAUCUGGAUAAUGUAUUGAAUGUCCAAAGUAACUUAAUUGUUAUAAAUGCGAAUAGAGGUCUAAAAUAUGGAAAAAUGGUUGGAAAGUCUGGUAUGGAAUGGUUCAUUUUAUGAUGAAAAGAAAUAUAUUCUAUGAUGACAUUUUUGGAAAUGAAUCAUAAGAAUAAUUGGAAGUUGUUUGUAAAACUUGUACAAUAGAUUAUGAAUUUUACUAAGAUAAGUGUAUAAAGAAAUGCCCAGAUAAUUGUGAACUUUGUGUGAAGAAUAAUGGGUAAAAUUAAUGUAUGAAAUGUAAAAUGUAUGAAGGAAGACCCUUGUCUUUAUAUAAUGGAAUUUGUAUAGAUUGUCCAAGAUAUUGUUAGAUAUGUAAACCAAAAUUUAAUGAUUAAUUGAGAAAUACUAAUCCAUAUUUCUCUAAUGAAAAAGUUAUAUCAUCAACUCAUACUUGUUUAAUGUUAUAAAUUGGAUUAAACUAUUAAGACUAUUAUUACAAUACCAAUUUUUAAUAAUUCUUCAAAUUAAGCACAACUGGAACAGAUCCUAACUCUAUUAUUUUUUAAUUUAAUCUAUAUUGUAGUAUAGAUCUCUAUAACUAAUAAUUAGAGUUGGCUUCAGAUUAAUAACUAUUUCUUCAUUCUAAUGUUAGAAUUGAUGAACUUGUUACCAAUAAUAAAUCUUAAAGUAAUUUUGGAAGAAUUGAAAACCUUAAUUUAUUCACCUAUCUUAGUAUUCAAUAAAUUUAAGAAGUUGAGCUUUAAUUCACUCUAAUAUAAGAUUGUAUUUUAAAUGAGCAUUCUUAUAUUUUUACCACUUUAAUUUAGAAUAUAUUUUUCAUGAAUAUAGCCAAAAUUAAAUUGCUAGGAAAUGGAAAUACAUUAUUUCUUAAAUCAAAUUUUGAAAUACUUAAUUUUGAUUCCAUUGUUAUAGAAAAUCUAAUCAUUAUACCCUAUCUAAUUGUAAAUAUUCAUUUACAAUCUCUGAGUGUUUUAAGUGUCACUAUUCAUUCUGUUGUUAUUCAACAAUAAAAAGAAGAUUAGUUUCCAGUCAGGUUUACCAUAUUAUCCACUAAUCUCAACUAUUUAUAGAUUUACAAUUUUACUACAUUAAAUCUUAAAUUAUAAUCUGUUACUAGUUUAUUUUAAUUAGAAUAUUCUGCUAAUCAAAAAUUGAUUAAUAUUUAUUUUGAUGGAUUUACUAUAAGAAACUCAAAUUUAUAAAAUUCAAAUAUCAUUUUAUUAGAUAAUUAUGCUUAAGAAUCUACGAAUUGUGAUUUUAAUAAUAUACUUAUCACAAACUCGACGCUUUCUUCAAGUUAAUUUCUUACCACUCUCAAUCAUCAAUAACUUUACAUCACUGGAUCAAUAUCUCAAAUAGUAAUCUAAUUUUCAAUCUUAUCCAAUAUUCAACCUUUAUUUUUAACUAAUAGUAUGCAGAAUUUAAAUAUAAGAGGAAUAUUCUUAGAAAACUCUUCGUUUAAGAAUUUUUCAUUAUUCUAAGUAUCAGCUAAAUCAAUAAAUAAAGAUUACUAUAUUAGUAAUUGCUAAUUUUAUAAUAGUUCAAUUAUUGUUUCACUCUUAUAAUAAUAGUUUGAAUAUGCCAAUUUUGACAGCAUUCAUUUUUUUCAAGUAUAACACGAUGAAUCAACUGUUUUCAUUAAAUUAUCUUCAAACAGUAUUAAUAGCAAAGUUAUAAUUACAAAUAUUUUACUAAGUGAAAUUAUUUUGUAGGAUAAUGUUUCAUUGGCUAAAAGUUUAUUAUCUAUUUAAUCAAUUAUUUUUAUUUCAUCAAACUAUAUUCAUAUUUAUAAUGUUUAGAUUAAUAGAUCAUAAGGUUUAUCAGAAUUUUAAUUAUCUUCAGCAGAUAAUUUAAUACUUGAAAAUAUUACAAUAACUUUAAUUUAAAAUUAUUUUUACAAAAGUAUAAAUACAAAUAAUUAAUGCUCUAAGUAAAUAAAAAAUACAAAAUAUACAAAUUUUUUGACUAUCUAAAAGGUCUAAAAUAUAACUAUUAAAAAUAUUUCAAUUUCUAACCUUAUAGUUUCGGAUGUCCCUUUAAUCUACAUUGUUUCAAUAGCUACUUAAGUUAUGAGAAGAUAAGAAAUUAUAAUUAUCGAGCAUUUAAACAUAAGUAAUUGCAUAAUCCUUAAUACAUAAGCAAUAAAUUAAAUAUCUAAUAUACUUAUUCAAUCAGAAUAAUAAAUAGAAAUUGAUAUCAAAAAUUCAUUUUUCAAUGAUAACAUUUAUUUUUCAUAUUUCAAAGAAAAGGAGUCUGAAUCUGCGUUAAUAAUAGUUAUAAUUGCUUAUUAUUCAAAAAUAUAACUUUUUGAUUGUAAAUUUAUAUAAAAUUAUGUAUGUUAAAGCUAGAACACUUUACUCUAUUUAUAUGGUGAACAAAUUAAAAUACUUUAAUCCUCAUUUGUUUCUAAUAAUAGAAUGUUUGAAAAUUUUAUAAAUCAUGUAAAUUGGUAAUAUCGGCCUUUUACAAUCACGUUAGAUGAAAUUGAAAAUUAAUUUUAGGUUCUUUCACAAAGUGGUAAUGGUAAUCUUAUAGCAUCUUCAAUUUAAAUAAAAAAUACUAAUAUUCUAGAUAGUUUUUCAAUUUAAGCAGGAUGCUUUAAAAUUAUUUUAGAAAAUGAAGGAUUGAUCCUAAUACAAAAUUCUCUAUUUAAGAAUAUCAAUACAUAGAUUUCAUAAGAAUAAUCUUAUGGUGGAUGUUUUUAUGUAAUAGAUAGAAGCAUAAAUAUUCAAAUUAACAUGUUAGAUUCCAUCUAUUAAACAAUUAUUGGAACUGCUAUUGGAGGAAUUAUAUAUUUGAAGCCAAAUGCUUAAUAAAUUAAUUUUAAUUUCACAAAUUUAACAAUAAUUGAUGUUUUUUCAAAUGAUGGAAAUAUAGCUUAACUUAAUUUUUUGAAUUAUGAAUAAUCUUUUUACAUGUCGAAUUGUGUAAUAAUAUAAACAUUAGAGGGUUAUAUAAAAUUUAGAUCAAUAUUAAAAGAAAUAAAAAAAUAUGAGCUUACCAUGAUUUCUAUUUAAUAAGGCUACAUAAUUUUAAGAAAUGUUUUUGCUAAAUUAUAUUUAAAUAUAUUAUUGUACUUAACUUAUUAAAGCAAAAUUAGUUUUACAUCAAUUGAAAUCGAUGAUUCUUACUAUUAUUAGAAGCCUAUUAUUUCUGUUAGCUUUGCUGUAGGUACUUGAUUAUACAAUUAUUAAUUUAGAUUAAAUUUCGAAAAUUGAAAUAAAUGGUCUUAAAAUCAAAAACCUUAAACUGUACAUAGAAGAUCCAAGUUUAUCUAUAAUUCAAAUUUAAUAAAAAAUAGAGGAUGAGAACAAAUUCAUAUUAGAUUGCCAAAAUAAUUAUACCAUAAAACUUAAAAAUUCAACUUAUAAAUUAAUAAAAUUAUAAGAAUUAUUAGAAUAACCCUAAGACUACAUUAAAAACUUAGUUGAAAUUAUAAAUGUAAAAAACAAAGACUAAAUUUCAAUAAAAUAAAGUUAAUUUCUAAAUAAUACAUGUUCUAAUUGUUAGUAAGGGUUGUUCUAUCUAAGAAUAAUUGAAGAAUAAUCUAAUAAUAUUUUUUUAUAAAAUAUAUGGUUGAUGGAUAAUAAUUGUGGUUAAAGGGGAUGUUUAUAAUUUGUUUAAGAUGAUGAAAGUAAAAAAAACAAUAGCAUUUCUGUAUACACAAUUGACACAAUGUUUUGUUAUAGAAAUUACGCAAAAAGAGGUGGUUGUGUAGGGAGCAAAGGAAUAGGAAUUAAAAUAGCAAAUAGUAUUUUAAGUCAAAAUAUUGCAGGUGAGUAAGGAGGAGGUGUUUACUAUGAAGGGUAAACUACAAACUUUAUAUUUUAAAACAAUCUUAUUGUUUCAAACACUGCAAAAGAAGGAGGUGCCAUUUAUUUAGGAACAUAUAAUCUUCCUGAAUUAAAUAAAACAUUAAAUUACUUAAAUAAUAAUAGUGCUUACCAAUAUGGAAACACUAGCUCUUCACAUUCAACUUAACUAACAGUAUUGUAUAGAAAUACAUAAUUUAGAACACUUCAUGUUUUAGAAAAUGGUAUUUUAAAUGCUUACAUAUCAAAUUCAAGUGAUUUUUCUAAUAAAUAUAUAUUAAAAUUACCAAGUGGUUAAAAAAUUUCCUCUUAUUAAUAUUUUAACAUGAUUAGAUAGGAAUAUGAAAAUUUAAAUUUAAAAUUUAGAGUCUUAGCUCUAAAUGCUUAUAAAGAAUAAUAAUAUAAUCUUAAUAAUACUAUAUGUAUAAUUGAAAGUGGUAUACAAUAAGAUUAAAAGGAUUAUAUUUUCACAAAUAAUUAUACAAAUUAUAAUCGAAAAGUCUUUGAUUUAUAAACUUAAGAUUAUAAUUUAGACGAUUUAAUUCUAUACUAUGGAAAUGAAGUUAAUGAAUCAAUAUUAAUCCUUAAAAUAAGUUGUGAUAGUGUUGAAAUUCCUAUAUAUGAUGAGGCUUUUCCAUAUUAGAUAAAUAAUUACAACUCAAAAUAUUUCUUAUAUUUAUAUAUCUAAACGUUUCCUUGCCAAUUAGGAGAAUAUAAAAAUCUAACUGAUAAUGCUUGUUAUUUAUGUGAUAUAAAAAAAAAAUAAUAUUCGGUUACAAGAAAUGCCACAGAGUGUAAUUUUAUGGAUGAAGACACUACAAUAUCAAUAACACCUGCUUAAAUAUAAUUAAAAUCUGGAUAUUGGAGACCUCAUUUGGAUAUUUAAAUUGUUGAGUAUUGUUAAAACAGAAUUGAAAACUGUUUAGGUGGAUGGACAUAAGGAGAUGAAAGCUGUGCAAUUGGUUAGAUAGGAGCAUGUUGUGAAUCUUGUGAUCAUUACAAUACUAGAGGAUAAGGUUAAUAUAGUCAAUAGAAAUUGUAUCAAUGUUAAAAAUGCGAGGAUUUGGAUAAAUAAAUACUUUAUAUCAUAUUGAUAAUCCUCUGGUAUAUAUUUUCUAUUUUAUUAAAGGAAUUUGUUUUCAAUUUAUCUAUCAACAAAUGGAGUUAAAAAUAUGAUUUUAGAACUAUAAAGAAAUAAAAUUGGAACAAGAUAAUUGCUAAUUAACCAUAACAAAUAAACUGGCCCAAUUAUGAAGAUGUUUGUUAAUUAUCUUCAGAUAGUGGCUAUUAUUUUAAAUUUUAAUGUUGAAAUUCCAUAAGUAUUUAAAGAUUAUUAUAAUAUUGUUGGUAAUUCUCAAACCAUGCUAUUAAUUACAACAGAUUGCUUUUUAGCCUAAAAUUUUUAAGCUGGACUUAUAUAUGUAAAAAUAAUUUAUAGUAUAAUUUGUCCUAUUGUUUAUGGGCUCAUUUUUUUAUUUAUUUAUUUCAUUAUGAAAGUCUUCAAUAAGAUCGAUUAUAACCAAGUAGUGAUUACAACCUGUAUUUUAUAUUUGUUUUGUUAUUAUCAAAUUUAAGUGAUUCAGCUAUUGAUAUCCUCAUUAUCUUUUAGAACUUUAUCAGGAAUUAAAUGGAUUCAGGCCAACUUAUCAUAUAGCUUUGAUGCUUAAUCCCAUUAAUAGUGGAUUCCUUAUCUUAUUACUCUUACAAUUAUUAUUGGAGCAAUAAUACCAGGAAUAUUUACAUUAUGUUUAACUAGAUAUAAAGAUUCAUUACAAAGAUAUGAUAUUAGAAGAUAAUGGGGAUUUUUGUAUUUAGAAUAUUAGCCUAAAGCUUAUUUUUGGGAAAUUAUUAGGAUUAUCAGUAGAGAAAUGAUUAUAAUUGCUAUAACAUUCUACUAAGAUAAUUUAGUGAUUAAAUGCACCUUAUUAUUCAUUAUUAUGUUUGCCUAUUCUUAUACUAAUUAUAUUGUUUUACCUUUUAAAACCAAAAAAUUUAAUUAGCUUGAAUAAAAAAGUAUUUUAUUAUGUACUUUUACAUUAUUUGCAGUACUCUCAUUAUCUUAGACAAAUAGAUUUUAUACAAUUAUUUUAUUUUCAGUAAUUUUAACUAAUUUAUAUAUUCUAAUAACAUUCCUUAAAGGUUUGAUAAACGGAUAUUUGUAGGCUUAUGAGGAGUUAAUAGAUAAGAUUAAAGAUUUUCUUAAAGAUAGAUUAAAAUCAAAACUCCUUUAAUACUAAUGUUUGGACAGGUGGUUUAUUAAUAAAAGUUAGAGAAGAAAAUUAGUAAUUGAGAAAUAUAAAAAAAUAAAAAAAUAUCUUUAUUCAGUUCGUAAAAAGCUUGUUAGUAUAGAGAGAAAUAAAUGUAAAUACAAUAAAUAUCAAUUUAGUUUCACAAAUAUCAACAUAUCGUUCUACAAGUGGAUUGAUAAGUCCAAGAGAUUACAAUAUUGUGUUUUUGAGACCAUAAUAAAUUCUAUCAACAAAUAGUGAAAAUAAUCUAACAAAUAAUGCUUAAACUAAUUUGAUAAAAAAAAUUAUAGGCAAAGAAUGAC
Paramecium sonneborni is the source of this 9062-nucleotide messenger RNA. The record is from the annotation of a GenBank genome assembly. NCBI's taxonomy places the organism in Eukaryota, Ciliophora, Oligohymenophorea, Peniculida, Parameciidae.